AUGAAGGGCUGCGGGGGCGGCUGCUGCGGGUGUCUGCCGCUGCGGCUGCGCGCGUCGCUGCUGUUCGCCGUGCCUGUGGGGUACGGCGUGCUGCUGCUGCUGCUGCUGCUGCAGCAGCAGGGCGCGCCGCUGCGCAGCAGCCCGCUGCUGGCCGUUUGCUGCUGCGUCUUCGCGGGCUUGUGUCUAGCAGCAGGAACUGUGGGGCUGCUGGGCGUGCUGCUGCGGCUGGAUGCUGCGCUGCGGGGCAGCGUCGUGCUGCUGCUGCUGCUGCACCUGGUGGUGCUGCUGCUGGGGGGGUUGCUCGGGGCGUUUGCGGUGUACAGACACCGCAGCGCUGGCCGCGCGCAGCCCUUCUGGGCCGCGCCUCUUGCUGCUUCUCCUGCUGCACUUCUUUUGCUUUCUUGCUGCCUCCUUUUUGUGUCUCUUGUGUCUCUUUGCUGCUUAAAAGCUGCUGCUGACCUCCAGGCCGAGUACGACGCAGAGGCUUUCCUGGCGGAGGCGCAGCAGCUGCGCGACAGGGAGCGCCAGGCCCUCCUCAGCAAGCAGCAGCAGCAGCAGCAGCAGCAGCAGCAGCAGCAGGGUGGCAGCAGCAGCCGCAGGCGCACCGACGGCGCAGUCGCGAUUCAAAUCCGCAGCGACGGAGACUUGCCGCCAGGUGGCGCGGCAGAAGCUGCAGGUGCAUGCAGCCCAGCUGACCACCACCCGCAGGUGCAACUGCAGCAGCAACUGCAGCAACAACAACCGCAGCAGCUGCUGCAGCAGCAACAGCUGCAGCAGCAACUGCAGCAGCAGCUGCAGCAGCAGCAGCAACUGCCAUGUCUGCAACGGUAUCAGAAUCGCACUGCAGCUGCCUUCGUUACUACCACAGCAGCAGCAGCAACUGCAGCAGCAACUCCAGCAGCAGCAACUGCAGCGCUGAAUAAAGCAGCAGCGGCAGCAGAAGGCAGUAGCAACUGCAGCUGUAGCAACAACUGCAGCAGAAGGCAGCAACAACUGCAGCAGCGUAUGCAGCAGCAAACGCAGCAGCAACUGCAGCAGCAACUGCAGCAGCAACUAUGGCAGCAACUGCAGCAGCAGCUGCAGCAGGAACAGCGCUGCCCCUCGGCAAGUUUACUGGAGGGGCAGAAGCUGCAGCAGCAAAGCCUGCUGCUGCAGCAGCAGCAGCUGUCGUUGCUUCUGACGCAUUCUGCCUAG
Molecule: messenger RNA, 1194 nt
Organism: Eimeria tenella
Lineage: Eukaryota; Apicomplexa; Conoidasida; Eucoccidiorida; Eimeriidae
Exons: 2
Coding region: 1-1194 (397 amino acids)
Source: RefSeq, a predicted model, not a curated record